AAUGCAUAGGUGUGAUGGUGAAUCAUAUUAUACACAAUUGGCAUGUGAAUUUAAAACCAUCUUGCCAUUUAGCAAAUUCAGUCACUUUAGUAUUGUUUGAGAAAUAUCAACAGCCACAAAAUGUCAGGUUAUGGAUGGCAAAUGAUGAAUUCGAACAGCAUAUUCCCAAAAGAGCAUGCAAUUCGAGCUGGCCGUGAUGCUGAUGGCAGCACCAUUUAUGUGGGACGUGCCUUUCAUGAAACUGAUUUGCUCCCAGCAAAAGUUAUCCCCGAUAAACAUGCAGCAUUUGUUUCAUUCGAUGGCGAAGAACAUCCAAAAACCGAAUAUGAAGUGUUGCGCUCUGGAGUUUUUGUGUGGGAGUUUGCAACAAAUGGUGAAAUUCCAACUGGUGCAAUUGUAAUCGGCAAGACAAUUGAUGGAGAGAACUUGUAUAUGGGACGUUGUUUACACGAAGGAACUCAAACGCCGGGCAAAGUUCAAGCCAGCCACGGUUGUUUGUAUAUUCCGUUCAAUGGCGAGGAACUUUCUUUUCAAGAAUAUGAAGUUUUAGUAUUAAAAUAAAUAAAAUACAUUUUGAUUGAAGAAGUUUAGAAAAAUA
Messenger RNA from Contarinia nasturtii (swede midge), 598 nucleotides. RefSeq lists its product as uncharacterized. The record is from RefSeq and is a predicted model, not a curated record. NCBI's taxonomy places the organism in Eukaryota, Metazoa, Arthropoda, Insecta, Diptera, Cecidomyiidae. The transcript has 2 exons. Bases 121 to 561 code for a protein of 146 amino acids.